AGAAAGCACCUGCAAUUUACGAAACUACCCCCAAAGUUUAUAUAUUAUUAUUUAUUCACGAUUCAUUAGUCUGUGAAGGUUCUGGUUUGUUUCUCAUUUUCCACCGUUCGGUCGUCUCUCCCGAAUCGCCUAAUUCCGAUCUUCUCCUCCGCGUCCCAAUCCAUGGCCAGAGGCACCUCUCAAUCUCAAUCUGCAUCCUCUUCGACAUCCAGACCUGGCGUCGCGGCUCCGCGUGGCUCCGCGGCGGCGACCGCCGGCCUCCGUCGACGUCGUCUCACAUCCACUGGUUCCGCCGGCUCUGGUGGAGUUGUUGGCGCCGGAUCGAGUGGCGGUGGCAACAUGUUGAGGUUCUACACCGACGAUGCUCCUGGCUUGAAGAUUUCCCCCACCGUCGUCCUCGUCAUGAGCCUCUGUUUCAUCGGAUUCGUUACCGGCCUCCACGUCUUUGGUAAGCUCUAUCGAGCGCGAUCCGGCGCGGGAGUUUAAUCCUUUUGUCAUUUUCGAAUAUCUUGUUUUUUCGGAUCUUUUCAUUCCUUAGAUAAAAUGUUCUUCGGGUUUCGCAUCUGACCUGAUGACAUAACGCUUUGUUCUCGGUUUUUGCUCUGUAAAUUACACAAUCGUUGUGGUCCCUUGAGGUUUCAAUUUUGUCAAUUGUGGACGAAUCAAAAGGAACUAGAUAGUUCUUUUGCUCAUUUGUUCUCUUAGCUCAAUCCACUUCCUGCGACUGAUGCGGAUUGCAGGGGUUCUCUAGUCUGUAUAUGGUUCGUGUUUUCACUGAAAAUUGGGGUUUUAUAUGCUAUAAAUAUAUCUGUUUCUUCUAGGUUUCA
Molecule: messenger RNA, 827 nt
Organism: Momordica charantia (bitter melon)
Lineage: Eukaryota; Viridiplantae; Streptophyta; Magnoliopsida; Cucurbitales; Cucurbitaceae
Product: Preprotein translocase Sec, Sec61-beta subunit protein
Biological process (GO): intracellular protein transport
Cellular component (GO): Sec61 translocon complex
Source: RefSeq, a predicted model, not a curated record